AUGAAGAUGGAGGCAGAACUUAUUGAUUCAGAACUUCCACCAAAGACUUCUGAAAAGCAAGAGACUGCUCCUGAUGAAUGUGGAUCUAUAGAACUUGAGACACAAACUCAGAAAGACAACGUGCACACUGCAGCAGACUCUGUGGUGCUCUCUUCAAUGCCUUGCUUACUGAUGGAACUGAGGCAAGACUCUUCAGAGUCUCAGCUGGCAUCUGCAGAGAGUGAUAAGCCAAUGGGUGGUCGAGUUUAUGAGAGUGACUCUUCUAAUCAUUGCAUGCUUUCCCCUUCUUCCAGUGGGCAUUUGGCUGACUCUGAUACAUUGUCUUCCACAGAAGAGAAUGAGCCUUGUCAAGCUCAAGCUGCUGUAGGGGGAGACCUUUCUGCAGUGUCUGGUGCUGCAGUUGGGAGGAAAUCCAGGAGAUCCAGGUCUGAAAGUGAAACUUCAACAAUGACUGCCAAGAAAAACAGACGGUCUAGUGAUAAGCAGAAUGGUCGAGUUACCAAAGCAAAGGGUCAUCGAAGCCAAAAGCACAAAGAAAGAAUCCGGCUCUUGAGACAGAAACGGGAGGCAGCUGCUCGCAAGAAGUACAACCUGCUGCAGGACAGCAGUACCAGUGAUAGUGACCUGACGUGUGACUCGAGCACGGGUUCAUCGGAUGAUGAUGAAGUUUCAAGGAGCAGCAAGACAAUCACUGCAGAGAUACCAGAUGGACCUCCAGUUGUAGCUCACUAUGAUAUAUCAGACACAAACUCAGACCCAGAAGUGGUAAAUGUGGACCAUCUGUUGGCAGCUGCAGUAGUUCAAGAGCACAAUAAUUCUUUAGGAAAUCAAGACUCAGGAUCUACCUGGAGAACCAGAGGACUGCUAGAUGAACUGAGUGCUGAUACAGGUCAUUUGGAUCCAGGCUUCCUUGCAGGUGACAAAACCUCUUCUAGUAAUGGCCAUAUCAAUGAAGAAAUUAAUAUUGCCUCUUCUGAUAGUGAAGUAGAGAUUGUUGGAGUUCAGGAACAUGCCAGGUAUGUGCAUGCCAGGGGAGGUGUGAUUCAGAGUGUGUCUUCUUGGAAGCAUGGCUCAGACUCACAGUACAUUAACGCUCAGCAAACACAAUCAUGGACAGGAGUGACUCCCCAGCAGAACUGGUCUUCACCCCCAGAAGUAGUAGACCUCACUCUGGAUGAGGAUAUGAGACACAAAUAUCUACUGUAA
Neopelma chrysocephalum (saffron-crested tyrant-manakin) is the source of this 1206-nucleotide messenger RNA. RefSeq lists its product as uncharacterized. The transcript has 4 exons. The coding region runs from base 1 to 1206 and encodes 401 amino acids. Lineage: Eukaryota; Metazoa; Chordata; Aves; Passeriformes; Pipridae. Gene Ontology annotation, molecular function: ubiquitin protein ligase activity. Gene Ontology annotation, biological process: ubiquitin-dependent protein catabolic process. The record is from RefSeq and is a predicted model, not a curated record.